This is a messenger RNA of Echinococcus granulosus, 429 nucleotides long. RefSeq names its product Histone H2B. Gene Ontology annotation, cellular component: nucleosome. Bases 1 to 429 code for a protein of 142 amino acids. The record is from RefSeq and is a predicted model, not a curated record. Lineage: Eukaryota; Metazoa; Platyhelminthes; Cestoda; Cyclophyllidea; Taeniidae. The transcript is spliced from 2 exons. Gene Ontology annotation, molecular function: structural constituent of chromatin; DNA binding; protein heterodimerization activity.
AUGGCUUCUAAAGUAGUGUCAGGCAAGGCUGCGAAGAAGGCGUCGAAGGUGAAGGUGCCGAAGACGGACAAGGCGAAGAAGAGGAGGAGGAAGGAGAGCUACGCCGCCUUCAUGUACAAGGUGUUGCGCCAAGUGCACUCAGACACGGGCAUCUCCUCGAAAGCGAUGUCGAUCAUGAACUCCUUCGUGAACGACAUCUUUGAGCGAAUUGCGGCCCAGUCGAGCCGGUUGGCGCAUUACAAUAAGAAGUCGACCAUCACGAGCAGAGAGAUUCAGACUGCUGUGCGUCUGCUGCUGUCGGGUGAGUUGGCGAAGUUGGUGGCGUGCGAAUGUGUGACCAGCCAGGCGUCGGAUGGCAGGCUUCGUGAUGCCCUAAAUGUCACGCAAUACCUUCCUGUGACGCUUGGCUCUUCCCUUUUCGAGCCCUAA